Molecule: messenger RNA, 2747 nt
Organism: Cricetulus griseus (Chinese hamster)
Lineage: Eukaryota; Metazoa; Chordata; Mammalia; Rodentia; Cricetidae
Source: RefSeq, a predicted model, not a curated record
GAAGCCAGGCUGCCAAGCGGAGGCGCUCGCGCACUGUGAGGGGCAGAGGCAGAACGUCCUGGCUGCAGCGCAUCCGCGGAUGCUGUAGCUGGCAGCGCCAGUCCGAGGUACCCACGGGCCACCGUAGCUGGCACGAGUGUGGUGGCAUGCACUUAUUACCCAGGAGCUUGCUGGCUAGGUAACCUGUCAGAAGCUGUGAACUCCAGGCUCAAUGAGGACCUGUCUCCAACAAUAAGGUUGGGAGUUAUAAAGAAAGACAUCCUGCCUCUGUACAUGUACAAGUGGGUAAACAGAAUCCUGUGAAGCCCACUUCUGGUGGUAUAGAACCCCUGGGCUGCUCGGACCACAAGCCUCCUGUUCCCUGACUGCUGGCAACCUGCACUUUAAGCCUCACCUAGUUGCUUUUGUGUGGACGGAAGGAGGCUUCUGCAUCUAUCGCAGCCAUGAACUUCCUCCGGAGGCGUCUAUCUGACAGUAGCUUUGUGACCAACCUGCCCAAUGGCUACAUGCCGGACCUGCAGCGUCCAGAGAGCUCCAGUAGCUCCCCAGCAUCGCCAGCCACAGAGAGGAGGCACCCCCAGCCCCUGGCUGCCUCCUUCUCUUCUCCAGGAUCCAGCCUGUUCAGCUCCUUCUCCAGUGCCAUGAAACAGAGCCCACAGCCCCCCUCGGGGUUAAUGGAGCCACCAACUCCUGUCACACCCGUGGUUCAGAGACCCCGGAUUUUGUUGGUGAUCGAUGAUGCCCACACCGACUGGUCAAAGUAUUUCCAUGGGAAGAAAGUGAAUGGCGACAUUGAGAUCCGAGUGGAGCAGGCUGAGUUCUCUGAGCUGAACCUGGCUGCUUAUGUUACCGGAGGCUGCAUGGUAGACAUGCAAGUUGUGAGAAAUGGCACCAAAAUUGUGAGGUCCUUCAAACCAGACUUCAUCCUGGUCCGACAGCAUGCCUACAGCAUGGCCCUGGCUGAGGACUACCGCAGCCUUGUCAUCGGCCUUCAGUAUGGAGGACUUCCUGCUGUCAACUCUCUCUACUCUGUAUACAACUUCUGCAGCAAGCCCUGGGUGUUCUCUCAGCUCAUUAAGAUCUUCCAUUCUUUGGGUCCUGAGAAGUUUCCACUCGUGGAGCAAACAUUUUUCCCGAACCACAAGCCAAUGCUCACAGCCCCGCAAUUCCCCGUGGUGAUCAAGCUGGGACAUGCCCAUGCUGGCAUGGGAAAGAUCAAAGUAGAAAAUCAGCGUGACUACCAGGACAUCACCAGUGUGGUGGCCAUGGCCAAAACCUAUGCCACCACCGAAGCCUUUAUCGACUCCAAGUAUGACAUUCGCAUACAGAAGAUUGGCUCCAACUACAAGGCAUACAUGAGGACCUCCAUCUCUGGGAACUGGAAGGCCAAUACAGGCUCUGCCAUGCUGGAGCAGGUGGCCAUGACGGAGAGGUACAGGCUAUGGGUGGACAGCUGCUCAGAAAUGUUCGGCGGCCUAGACAUAUGUGCUGUCAAGGCUGUCCACAGCAAGGAUGGCAGAGAUUACAUCAUCGAGGUCAUGGACAGUUCAAUGCCCCUGAUUGGUGAGCAUGUUGAAGAGGACAAGCAGUUAAUGGCCGACCUUGUUGUUUCCAAGAUGAGCCAACUUCUGGUGCCAGGGGGCACGGUUCCCUCUCCCCUGAGACCUUGGGGUCCACAAACUAAACUUGCAAAAUCUCCAGGACAAGGCCAGCUGGGACCUCAACUAGGACAGCCCCAGCCAAGGCCACCUCUACAAGGGGGCCCUCGUCAAGCUCAGUCUCCUCAGCCUCCCAGAUCUCGAAGUCCAUCCCAACAGAGGCUUUCCCCACAAGGCCAACAGCCUGUGAGCCCUCAAUCUGGAUCUCCACAGCAGCAAAGGUCACCAGGCUCUCCACAGCUAGCCCGGGCAUCUGGUGGCAGUUCUCCAAACCAAGCCUCCAAGCCAAGUGCCAGCCUCAGCUCACAUCCCCGGCCACCUGUACAGAGCCGCAGCACUUCCCAACAGGGUGAAGAGCCCCAGAAGUCAGCACCACCUCACCCGCACCUCAACAAAUCUCAGUCCCUGACUAACAGCCUCAACACAUCAGAUGCUUCCCAUCGAGGGACCCCAAGCGAAGAUGAGGCCAAGGCUGAGACCAUCCGCAACCUGAGGAAGUCCUUUGCCAGCCUCUUCUCCGACUAGCCCCUACCCAGGCUGGAGGGCAGGAAGACUCAGUGACUGGGGCCUUCCUGUGGUUCCCUCCUUCUCAGCUUUGGUUCCUGGUGGAAACAUGCUUCCUAGAUGCCUCUGACCCAGGAACUGAUGAUCUAUAUGUAUUCCCACCUCCGUGACCAUGACAUUCCAAUGCCCUCUGACUGAGCAGUAGCCUUGAGAGCCCCUGGGUUCCUCAACACGGGCCUUCUAGACAGACAAGGCAUCACUACUCCCACCAUAUGCUUGCUCCCCUGCCACUGGUACCAUGUAACAUGUCUAUAUGGCUCUUUUUUUUUUUUUGCAUUAUUAGUGUUUUGCUUGCCUUUGAGGCCUUGACUCACCUCCAUCAAAUGCAGACAUUAUAGUCAGACCUCAGCAACACAAGAGGCAAUACUUUUUAAUGAUGUUUUUGCAAACAAAAAUAGGAAAGCCCAGCACAGGAGCCUACUACACACCUAAAGCAAGUUAGUGCUAUUCUUGCUGGGAACAGGCUGAAAAGGCCCCAUCACAGCUGGACCUUAUAGGGACCUUGAUGCCAAAAAAAAAAAAAAA